This is a messenger RNA of Penicillium oxalicum, 1767 nucleotides long. RefSeq lists its product as uncharacterized. Gene Ontology annotation, molecular function: carbohydrate:proton symporter activity. The transcript is spliced from 4 exons. Gene Ontology annotation, cellular component: membrane. The record is from RefSeq and is a predicted model, not a curated record. Gene Ontology annotation, biological process: carbohydrate transport; transmembrane transport. The coding region runs from base 1 to 1767 and encodes 588 amino acids. NCBI's taxonomy places the organism in Eukaryota, Fungi, Ascomycota, Eurotiomycetes, Eurotiales, Aspergillaceae.
AUGGCUGGAAACAGCUCAACGACCAUCCGAGCGCUUCCUGGGCAAGAACCACACCGGGGAGAGAGGUCCGCCUUGUCGACAACUGGCGCGUCUGGUCUGCCAUGUGCUCCGAUAUUCAAACUCGGCUCCUGGACCGAGUCGAUUCGGUCUAUCAUGACAAACUCGACCAAGGAAACCGUCGGAACAGCUCAGGUUGCGCAUAUUGACGGCGCAUCUUGUGGCAAGAGCGCUGUGAAUGCUCGCCUCAUUUUUGCCUGCGUGGUCUUCUGUGCGGCGUCUUUUGUAUUUGGAUACGAUGACAAGCUGAUUUCGCCAGUGGCGGCGUUGCCUGCGUUUGUCGAGAAAUAUCAAGGUCCAAAUCCGGCUACAGGCCGAUUAGUGCUCACGGCGCGCAAUCAAGAUCUGGUGUUCUCUCUGCCACUGAUCGGGGCUGUUGUCGGAGGACUGCUAAGCUCACCCUUGAACUACCACCUGGGUCGUAAAUGGCCCCUGAUUGUAGCAUACGUCGUGUCCAUCGGUGGUGGAUUACUCCAAGUCUUUGCCCCUAAUCUGGGAGCUUUUGUUGGUGGCCGGUUCAUCAACGGAGUUGCCAUGGGCAUUGCCAUGGCCACAGCCCCACUAUAUUUAUCUGAUGUUGUACCAGCUUCGAUGCGCGGCCGGAGUGUCAGCUCCAUCAAUAUCCUCAACCUCACAUCCGGAGUCGUUGGCACCGUCAUCGUAUGGGGCACGCAAAGAAUCGGCGGACGAGCAUCCUACCAGAUCCCUCUCGCCAUUCAAUCUGCCAUUCCCCUGGUGCUUCUUCUCCUCACACUUUCAGCCCCUGAAAGUCCAGUCUGGCUAGUGAGCAAGAACCGCCUGGGCCAGGCCCGUAUCAAUCUCCGCAAACUGCGCGGAUUCACCGACGGGCAAGUCGAUGACGAACUAUGUCUGAUGCAGCGCAGCGAAAAAGAAGCUCGCGAGCUGCGCGCCCAGGUCAAAUUCUGGCACAUCUUCAAACGCCAACACCUUCGACGCACUCUUGUCGCAGGCUCUUUUUAUUCUCUCAACCAAAUCUCGGGUGUCAUCUUAUCCACGACAUACACUACCGUCUUUCUCACCCAACUUGGCAUCGGCGACCCUUUCUCCCUGACAAUCAUCGCGUCCUGCUGCACCCUCGCCGGUACAAUCGCCGCGCCCCUAGUCAUCGAUCGCGCCGGUCGUCGACCCACGGCCUUUUUCGGAAUGACCAUUCUCUUCACCAUCGACCUGAUCGCCGGAAUCCUGGCCUUUUUCCCUUCCAACAAUCACGCCACUCUCGCCAUUGCCGCCCUUUCUUUCAUUUUCAACUUCUUCUGGGCUUCUUCCUUCUACUCGCUCUCCGCCCUGAUGCCCGCAGAAAUGGUCACCCCCAAGCUUCGCCACCACACCAUGUCCUACACCAUCGCCUGCCAGGGUCUCACCGCAGUAAUCACCACCCUGGUCGUCCCGCAAUUGACUUCUGCAGAUGCGGCGGGCCUAGGAGCAAAGCUUUACCUUGUUUUUGCGGGCUGCAUGGCCGCAAUCAUGAUCUUCUUCUAUCAUUAUAUGCCCGAGACAAAGGGUCGUACAUUUUUCGAAAUUGACGAAAUGUAUGCUGCCAAGAUACCGGCCUGGAAGUGGAGGUCCUAUCGACCGUUGAGUGAAGGGAGGGCUGUGACUGAAGCGGUUGGGUCGAGAGGACGUAGUCUUCCUCCACCCUUUAGUAGCGGUUAUACCACGUUAGCAAAGCUACACGCUCGUGUCCAUUAG